AUGGAGGACCGAGCUGACGCGCAAAUGCCUUUUGCCCAGAGACCCAUCGUGAUCCUGGGAGCUGGGAUCAUCGGCUGCGCAGCUGCCCGGCAGUUGUUGCGGAGUGGCUUUUCAGUAGUGCUGGUCGCCGAAUACCUCCCCGGGGAUCAGAACGUACAAUACGCAUCUGCCUGGGCAGGAGCCGCGUGGCAUGCCGCCGGCGGGAUCACCCCGGACCAUCGAUAUAUCCAAGCGGUAACUCACCGCAUAAUGCUCAGGAUGGCCCAGGAUGGCCCCGAGACCGGCGUGAGUGUGGUCAAUGCCCGGGAAUACCUGGAACAGGAACCUGCUGCGGACUCAGCCAUAUGGGGUAAGACGGUGGUAUCCAAGGUAUGCGGCUCCGCUGGCCCGAACGAGAUCGACACAACUUACGGUGAUUAG
Messenger RNA from Penicillium olsonii, 420 nucleotides. NCBI's taxonomy places the organism in Eukaryota, Fungi, Ascomycota, Eurotiomycetes, Eurotiales, Aspergillaceae. The record is from the annotation of a GenBank genome assembly.